Aspergillus ochraceoroseus IBT 24754 is the source of this 608-nucleotide messenger RNA. RefSeq lists its product as uncharacterized. Lineage: Eukaryota; Fungi; Ascomycota; Eurotiomycetes; Eurotiales; Aspergillaceae. The record is from RefSeq and is a predicted model, not a curated record. The coding region runs from base 61 to 252 and encodes 63 amino acids. The transcript has a single exon.
AAAGACGGGAAGGGCACACAUUCCCAAUACAGAAAAGCAGAUAAAGAAAGGGCCGACGAAAUGGGAAUGAGGAAGAGUCGGCCAGAACCGAUCCACAACGCGCAAACCUGCCCGAGCUCUACCAAGCACGGAAAUACGGAGUACUCCGUACUAACUAUGAGGAUGAUCCUCGUCUGGAUCGCAAUGGUGAUGAUCAUCAACCACGGUCUUGGAAUUCAUGAAAAUUCCAGAACACAAAAAAAGGCCGGGUAAUCUCCAAUUGCAUACGCGUUUCGGGCUACCUACUACUACUAGUAGGUUAGGUAGACCCGUACGAGCCAACCUAUCGGGGAGACUGUGAGACUGGAGUGGUUAUCCAUGGAACUCACUGGUAGGUCGUACCUAGGAGGACAGGACCUCGCUUAAUCGGCUAUGGCCGCCAGCAUUUAUGGUUCGAGAACUUAAUUAAAGAUUGGGUUUGCGCAUGAAAAAGGAAAGUAAGACUCAGACUCAGACUCAGACUCAGAUUCAUUGCCCCAAAAAAAAAAGACAAAACUCAACUUCUGCAAAAGGGGCUUGAUCUUUCGUUGCCUUUUACGUUGUGUUGUGGCACCACUACGGGCUAUCAC